Messenger RNA from Didymodactylos carnosus, 1453 nucleotides. The record is from the annotation of a GenBank genome assembly. NCBI's taxonomy places the organism in Eukaryota, Metazoa, Rotifera, Eurotatoria, Philodinida, Philodinidae.
UCUAAUUCAAUGUUGAAAAUUGAAUUAGAAAAUGUGUUUUUGAUGGUUCCCAUAUGUAAUGUCAUUGCACGAAAAAUCCAUCUUCAAGGAUAUCUCCAAAGUGGAGACCUUGUCGGAAAAAGCUAGUUUGGUAAAAGAUAGAGCAUUCAUUCUUGCGCCAUUCGAUCGAUCUUUAUUCGUACUAAAAAGUACAACUCGUUUUUUUGAAGGUCCUCUCCAUUGCUGAGAAAUUUCACUUUUGCUAAAACAGGUGCGAAAAAAUCGCAAUUCUGCCCAUAAUUCUCAAUUUUCUCCAUCAGAAUUCCCUUUUUAUGCAAUAAAAGUAUCAUAUUCAGAGUCAGCGUCAAAAACUGUGUCGAAUGAUAUAUUUUCAUUUUUUGGUGAAAAUCUCAGUAAAUUUCGAUUUUCAGACAGUUCGAAGAAAUAUGGAGAAUAAAAUCAUUUUAGAAAUAUUAUCGAUUAAGUUUUUGUAUAGUAAUUUGUUUUUAGUAAUCAGUCCAUUCUUAGAAGUGAAUAUUUGAUGAAUUUAAUUUAUUUCAAAAUAUGUCCAUCUAUUGGCCAACUUAUUCGUGGACUAUUAUUCAUAAAUUUGAUAAUAUUACUUUAUUAUAUGAUUAAAAAAGAUUUGUAUUCGAAUAAUCUUCACUAUUCGUGUAGAACAUUCCAUCAAGAUACUACUACUAUACCACAAUCAUUAUGCAAUACGUUUAGCACUUUAAGAGGAAAAAACCAAAAAGUAUUCUCAUUAUCUAUUUUUGGACCAGAAGAAGACUUGAUAUUUACACGUGAACGUAGUCUUCAAUAUUUAAACUUAUUUUUCAUUGAAGUGCAACAACUAUUUCCCGAUUGGUUUGUACGCGUCUACUAUCAUGACGAUAGUAUAUUGACAGAAAAAGAUAUUGUUCAUUUCGAAUGUUUAUACUGGUACGUUGAUUUUUGUAAUAUCAAGAGAAUACUGCCUCUUGUAUCAAAAUACGUAUCCGGUAGAAUAUGGCGUUUUAUUCCAAUUGAUGAUACGUUCGUUGAUAUUGUCAAUAUUCGAGAUUUAGAUUCACCAGUAACAAAACGUGAAAAAUUAGCUGUUAAUUAUUGGUUAAAUAAUACGACAAAAUCAUUUCAUGUAAUGCGUGAUCAUCCAAAGCAUAUGUCACCAAUACAAGCGGGUAUGUGGGGAGUAAGACGAACAAAAGGAAAUAAUAGAUCUCGCAUAUUGGAAAAAGUUAAUAAUUUAACAUUAAUGAAAAAAUAUAAAAGUAUAGCAGGUGAUGAAGAGUUUUUGGCUGAUCAUUUAUGGCCACAUAUACGUCAAAAUGAAACAAUUGUUCAUGAUAGUUUUCAUUGUUUUAAGUAUGGUGAAAAAGUAUGUUCUCCAUUUCCAACGGUACGGGCACGUGAAAAAGAUAACUGUUUUGUUGGAUGUUGGAGACCGUGUUGUGUAAAUGAAAAUUGUUAA